UUGCAUUUUGAAAUGGCAACGGAGCCUGGAAAGGACGGUGUUAAUAAUGUACCAGAAUGCUCAACGUCUACGAGUAGAAAAAGUCAAUGGGUAAAAUUAAACGUUGGAGGAACUGUUUUUAUGACGACAAGGACAACACUUUGUAGAGACCCAAAGUCUUUCUUAUAUAGACUUGUCCAAGAUGAACCUGACCUUAACACAGAUAAGGAUGAUAAUGGUGCCUACCUGAUUGAUAGAGACCCCACCUACUUUGGUCCAGUGUUGAAUUAUCUACGACAUGGAAAAUUAGUCAUCAAUAGGGACCUGGCUGAAGAAGGAAUCCUAGAGGAAGCUGAAUUCUACAACAUUACUGAUUUGAUCAAGUUAGUGAAGGAAAAGAUUGUGGAGCGAAAUGCAAAGCAGAAUCAGUCAUUCACUAAAAGUGUGUAUCGUGUCCUGCAAUGUUCAGAGGAGGAGUUAACACAGAUUGUGUCUGCGAUGUCUGAUGGCUGGAAGUUUGAACAGCUGGUGAAUAUUGGAUCCCAAUAUAACUAUGGCAGCGAAGAUCAUGCCGAGUUUUUGUGUGUUGUAUCUAAAGAGUGUCCCAACAUUGUCAAUGGCCAGGACCCAGAACCAACGGACAGAGCAAAGGUGUUGCAGCAGAAGGGUUCCAGAAUUUAGGAAACACCUUGGAUGAGAACAAUUUCUGCUUACAAAUAAUCUCAGUGUAGAUUGACAGUAGAAAAGCCAAAUGCCGACAACCAAAAGCAUGUCAUCAGUAUAAUUGAUUUUUUUUAAUUUCCUAUUUUUAUGUGUUUUGAAAGUUUUACAACAGAUGGGUAUAUACUUUCUGACAAAGCUAAUGUUUAUUGUUUAUAGAAAUUAGUUGUAAUAAUUGCUGAUACAGUAAACCUCUGGUCUGUUCAUAGUUCAAUAACAUGACACCUGUUCAAUUUACCUCACAUUUUUCCUGCUAGAAUAAUUCUCCUAAUCAGCAACAACUACUGCAAUGUUUUAAAUUGCAGGGUAAUUACGAACGUUCAAUGUUCAAAUCAAUAAUUAGAUAAGUUGCAUGUUUCAAAUUGUAUUUUUAUCACAAUGGAUGUUGCAAAUCAGGUGUCAUUAUCUUCGCCCCAAAACAGCACAUGUUUCUUUGUUGUAUUAGUAGGUAGAAUACCUACUGGCACACAACCCACCCUAUUUCUAGGUUCUCUUGAACUGUUACCAUGGUUACCUUUGAAGUUUGAAUGACUUCUCAUCAAAUUUUUGCACUUGUGUAACACAUCAGAUAGUAAUAUGUAGUAAUGAUCCAAGUAAGGUUAAAGAAUCCAAUAUUAGAGUUAAGACUGUUGUACGUUGCACUUGUAAGUAAUGGUGCAGGUGUGAUUUCAUCAAACACAUCGUUAACGUCCAUAUUGAUUGUACACCUAUGCUCUAAGUCGACACCUCAAGUAGUAUGUACAGUUUUAUAGCUGAAGUGUUUUAAAACACAUCAUAAAAUGUGACAUGCAUGAUCUUCUGUCUUAGGUAACAGUCACUCAUACACCUGACUAUCAAUCACCCUCAGCAUUAUAAUCAUUGUUCUAGCGUUAGUGUUUUUUGCAUUGCCAAGAUCUAACAUUUUUAAGAAUUCAUAAGGUAUUCAAACUUUGUACGUUAAAAUAAUCCUAAGUGUACUUAAGUUUGUUUUAGUGGAGUUUGAAUUGUUUCUAAAUGGAAAUUUGUUACUUUUGUUCAGAAACAUGUUUGUUUGAACUGUCCCCUGUAUUGGACAGACUAGAGGUUUACUAUGGUAUGGGUUUAUGAUGUCUAAGGUAAGAGGUGGGGUUUGAAGUAAUUUUUAUAUUGUAAUACUUGUGAAUAUUGCCGUAUAUUGUGAUCACAUGAUCUGUACCUAUAGUAAUUUUAUAUAGAAAAUACAAAACCUGAAGGUGAGAAGCCUUCAAUAAUAACUGUUUUAUAUAAUUCUAGAAAAUGUCACAUUA
Ylistrum balloti is the source of this 1964-nucleotide messenger RNA. RefSeq names its product BTB/POZ domain-containing protein KCTD5-like. Gene Ontology annotation, biological process: proteasome-mediated ubiquitin-dependent protein catabolic process; protein homooligomerization. Bases 13 to 660 code for a protein of 215 amino acids. The transcript has 6 exons. Gene Ontology annotation, cellular component: Cul3-RING ubiquitin ligase complex; cytoplasm. The record is from RefSeq and is a predicted model, not a curated record. Gene Ontology annotation, molecular function: cullin family protein binding. Lineage: Eukaryota; Metazoa; Mollusca; Bivalvia; Pectinida; Pectinidae.